UCUGAGGAAAUAAUGAAACCAAAAACAAGAGAGAGAGAGAGAAAGUUAAAAAAAUAAAAAAAGAAAAAAAGAGACUCAUUUCUAGAGCGAGAAAGGGCAGCAGAAACAUCAGAGUAUUUUAGAGAAAUACACAGAGAUGGGACAGAUCGUGAAGAGGAAGAAGAAAGGAAGACCAUCCAAGGCAGAUCUAGCUCAGCGGUCGUCGGGUCAGAACGCUGUGAAUACCGAGCAUCAUCGACGGCGCAGUCUCCGGCGCCAGAAUGUGAGGUAUAACAAUUUCAUCGACUACGAUGACUACGUUGACGAGUUCGAGGAGUACGAGGAGAGUGAAGAAGAAGAGAAGAGGAAAGAGAAGAAGCUCAAGCUCGUACUUAAGCUCAACAGCCAAGAACAGAGCCGCAAUAAAGCGACGCGUGUAGAACACGCGCGUGGAGAUGCUGCGUCUUCGUCGGAGGACGACGAGAGCGAAAAGAAGCCAUUAAGGAAGAGGAAAAUUGACAGCGGAGAUGAUAGUGAAGCCGAGAACGAGAGUGAAAAUGAUCAUGGAAUUGAAGAUGAUAACAAUGAAGAGGAAAGGGAAAGAAAAGUUGAUACCAAAAGGCAGGACUCUGUACCAGGAACACCUACUGAUCAUCCAAAUGGGUUGCCUUUGCCUGACAAGAAGUCGCUCGAAUUGAUCCUAGACAAGCUUCAAAAGAAGGACACGUAUGGUGUGUAUGCAGAACCGGUGGAUGUUGAAGAGCUUCCUGAUUAUUUUGAUGUAAUUGCGCAUCCAAUGGACUUUGCCACAGUGAGGAAGAAACUGGCGGAGGAGUCGUAUUGGAACUUUGAACAAUUUGAGAGUGAUGUGUUUUUAAUUUGCUCAAAUGCAAUGCAAUACAAUUCACCAGAGACCAUAUAUCAUAAGCAGGCACGAGCCAUCCAAGAGCUGGCAAGGAAGAAGUUCGAGAAGUUAAGGAUUGACUUAGAACGCUCUGAGAAGGAGCUUAAGUCAGAACUGAAAACAAAACCUAACUUCUUGGUGAAAAAACAAAUGAAGAAGCCUUUGAGCCGGACUGUGCAGGAACCUGUAGGGUCUGAUUUUUCUUCAGGUGCCACUCUUGCCACUGCUGGUGAUUACCAGAGUGGUUUUGUUGCUGCCCAAUCUAGUGGCUGUGACAGACCUAGUAAUAUUGAUGGGCCUAUAGAAGGUACCUCUUCCCUGGUUGAUAAUACUUUGGAGAAAGCAGAAGAACUACCAUCAGGGAAGGGUCUCCUAUCCAAAUAUGGGAGGAAGUCAUCCAUGCUUGAUGAAAACCGUCGUGCUACUUAUAACAUAUCAAGUCAACCUGCAGCAAGAUCAGAAUCUAUAUUUACAACAUUUGAGGGUGAAAUCAAACAGCUGGUUGCUGUUGGGCUUCAUGCAGAUUAUUCUUAUGCUAGGAGCUUGGCUUGUUUCGCUGCAAUGCUUGGACCUGUAGCAUGGAAAGUUGCGUGUCAGAGGAUUGAACAAGCACUACCCCCAGGGUGUAAGUUUGGCCGCGGGUGGGUUGGAGAAUACGAGCCACUGCCAACACCAGUAUUAAUGGUUAAAACACAUGCACAAAAAGAAUAUACUUCAUUUACAAAAUUACGAGGUGCUGCUGAUGCAAUAAAGAGUGAAUCAACUUCACGGACCCCAGUUUCUGACAAGGAAAAUCAUGUUAAUACAUUGAUUUUAGAAGGAAAACCAUCUUUGAUUCGUCCAACUUGUGGGCAUAUUGCAGAAGGAAGAUCAUCCUCCUUUUCUUCUUCUAGAUCGAAACCCAGUAUCCCUCUCCCUGUUAAUCCCACUUAUCAGCAGCAAAACCUUCCACCCAGGAAGUAUGCUGAAGCUCAAAACAAGGCUUCAAAACAAGUUGAACUUAACUUACCUCCAUCAAGCUAUCAAAAUGAUGCCGAUGUUGCAGAAAAGCAUCUUCCUGGUACUUCAGAAACGGCAAAUACCAAGCCAAGGGAGAUUCCGAGGACGCUGGGUCUUAUGCAGUCAGUGCCUUCUAAGCAGCCAGAUGAUAAUGAAGUUGGUUCUGGUGGGUUACCCAAUGGAAAAGUCACUAGUUCCUUGAUUAGUAGAUCUUCUGAUGGCGUUCCCAAUCAAAUGGCCCGAGCACCAACAUUCCUUGCCCAACAUCAGGAACAUUUUCUUCACGAUCCAGUUGAAGCUAUGAGAAUAUCAGCGGAAAGGGCUCAAAAACAGCAGAAACCUUCAAAUCAAUCUUCAGUUGAUACUUCACCUGUUAUACCAUCACUUCCACCAGUAAGAAAGGAUUCUAACAAUGCUGCUGCUGUUGCAGCCCGUGCAUGGAUGUCCAUAGGUUCUGGGGGUUUUAAAGUACCGAGUGAAAAUUUCCCCACACCCACAAAUCAGAUAUCUGCAGAGUCUUUGUACAACCAAACUUGGCAAUUGCAUCCACAAUUUCCUCAAGUGCAUGGCCAAUUUCCUCUUCCUUUAGGGUCGAAAUUUCAUACUGAGAAGAAUAGCAUGCCAUUUCAAGCAUUUAUGCAGCCACCUGUUCAUGCAGGAAAUGGACAGUUUCAAAACAGACUUAUGGUCUUCCCUCAAUUUGUAGCGACCAGCUUGUCUGGGAUUCAGAUGCAAUCAUCACGGCAAGGCCUAAGUCCACAUUCUCAGCCAAAGCAAAAGCAGGAAGCACUUCCUCCUGACUUGAAUAUUUGUUUCCAGUCUCAAGGAUCUCCAGUGAAACAGUCUUCAGGUGUCAUGGUUGAGUCACAGCAGCCAGACUUGGCAUUGCAACUCUGAUUUUGGAUGGGCUUUUUAGCGGAUCAGGAGAAUGACGGAUUGCUGAUGUUGAGGUAAUAUGACUGUGGACACAAGAACUUAAAAAAAAUUUUAACUCAUCACGCCUCAGCUGCAUGGCCUGCCUAAUUUUGGUGUGAGGAUCACAACACUGUCUGUGCAAAGAAGGGAUUUUUGCAGUUGCCAUAGAUGAAAUGACGACCGGAGAUUCGACAGAGCUGCAUGUGUUGGGUCUUUUUCCCAUUGAAGAUUACUGACUCAAAACAGUACUUAGUUUAUGUCAGGGAGUUGAACAGAAGAUAUAUUAUGGAAAAAGUAGGAGGAUUCUUGAUCUCUAGGACCAUCAACUAUUAAUCAUAAAUCAAAUGAAUCAUACGUAAGUUCUAGUUUCAGCAUUUCCCUUGUACAUUUGAUUCUGGUCGAUGAAAUUCUUGUCGUCUUUUGAUUCCUCAAUAUGAACGCAUUGAUAAUUUCGCUUC
Messenger RNA from Manihot esculenta (cassava), 3255 nucleotides. RefSeq lists its product as uncharacterized. The record is from RefSeq and is a predicted model, not a curated record. Gene Ontology annotation, molecular function: protein binding. Bases 137 to 2779 code for a protein of 880 amino acids. Lineage: Eukaryota; Viridiplantae; Streptophyta; Magnoliopsida; Malpighiales; Euphorbiaceae. The transcript has 9 exons.